This is a messenger RNA of Fusarium proliferatum ET1, 1152 nucleotides long. RefSeq lists its product as uncharacterized. The transcript is spliced from 6 exons. The record is from RefSeq and is a predicted model, not a curated record. Lineage: Eukaryota; Fungi; Ascomycota; Sordariomycetes; Hypocreales; Nectriaceae. Bases 1 to 1152 code for a protein of 383 amino acids.
AUGUCGGAGAACUCAAACAUGAAGCCUUGCGCCCUGCUUUUCGGCAACGCUGGCACCAUCAUCGCUGCUACUCCCAGUCUUGGCCUUCGUACCAAAAUCAAGACUCAGGUCGGAACGGUCAUUCCACCGAGUGCGGAUCCAUAUUUCGGAUUUCACUUGACUAUCCGUCGUGAUCGCAGACAACUUGUCAGCGAAGAUGAGGGGCACGGCGUUUGCUUUUCCUACGAUCCCUCCCUCGAUGAGCCUGUUUUGGCAGACUUUCGCAUUACAGUCAAGUUUCCCCGCGGCGGUGUCUCCUGUGACUAUCUCCCAGUUCCAGAGGAUGUCCAGGCCAAGUUUCCCACCGUUCAGAAUUGGCAAGGCUUUACAUAUCUUAUCGUGCACCAGCGCGCUUUCGGGAUUGUGCUCCAGGGUUAUUCCCAGGGGUAUUAUAACUCCCCCGACCCCAAGCUUGAGGCGUGGGCUAGACACAAUGGCAAAAUCAACGACGUCUCGCUUCUGGAUGUGCUUCAGCAAAGUGAUUUCUACUUCGUUGUGGAAAUGGAUAUCGACUCCUGCAGGGAGGUCAUGGGAGACGAGGGCCUUCCUCCAAGAUUCACGUAUGGCUACCCCAGGCAGCCUACUAACGUCGAGGAGAUGAAGGAGCUUGUCAACGGCAGUCACGGUGGCGCUUUUGCGCCGUGUUAUAACUUUGACAAUGACGACUCAUUUAUCACGGCUAUCAACCAAAGUGUUGUCCAGGACAACCUUUGGCUGCACGAAGAAGCCGAGGUGAUAGCCCAAGAGCGCUUACAAGCAUACUUCGGAGCACCUCCAGGGAAUAUCCCUGCAGGCACCAGCCUUACCCUUCUGGUUUCGGUAACAGAGGAGUGGAAGAACUCCCACGAGCUCGCCUUGAGACGUUCACUGAUAAACAGUAUUCUGAUUCAAGUUAAAAUAUAUGAUGUGGGGUCUGAGGACUCUCAGCCAGCUCUAUGGGUUGGUAAGAUCAUUGAGCGGGGUGGUUCCAUUCCCGAACUUCAGUCACAUCUGACUGGAGACAACGAGUUGGUCCUACGAGUUCGCACCGCUGCCAAGCCCCAGGUUCGCGUCUACCCCUAUAACGACCGCGCAACCGCCGAUGAAGCUCUUUCGAAAGGAACGCAGAACUAG